Brienomyrus brachyistius is the source of this 4942-nucleotide messenger RNA. It is a transcript of the gene mocs1, whose product is annotated as molybdenum cofactor synthesis 1. The record is from RefSeq and is a predicted model, not a curated record. Lineage: Eukaryota; Metazoa; Chordata; Actinopteri; Osteoglossiformes; Mormyridae. The coding region runs from base 970 to 3057 and encodes 695 amino acids. Gene Ontology annotation, molecular function: cyclic pyranopterin monophosphate synthase activity; 4 iron, 4 sulfur cluster binding; GTP 3',8'-cyclase activity. The transcript is spliced from 11 exons. Gene Ontology annotation, biological process: Mo-molybdopterin cofactor biosynthetic process.
AUAUAUUCAUAGUUUCCUAUACACGUUUCAAUCGGAUAAAAAAAUGUUAACGAAACUGACGAGGCACAUAUAACAAGCCGACCAGAGAAAUUUACGCAGCUAACAUGGAUACCUAAGUUGAAUUUUCACGAGCCGCCACCAGAUGGCUGCAGUAAUUUAGUUCGACAGGGCGUACUGGUCUGGACUAUCUUCAACACAAGCUUUCCCAAUUUCUCACAAUAAUCUGCUUUUUCACUCGACCUCCUUAAUUUCGUACUUUAGUAGAUGAGUGUGUAAAACUGAACACCUUAUUAAAGUCACAAAUUAAGACGCAUAAAAAACGCGCAAAUACGACCGAAGCAGAUUUAUUCGUGGCUUAAUGCUGCCCUCUAUCGGUCACAUUAAUUGAAAUUGUUCAAGCGCUGGAAGAAAAACUGUAUUUCUACUAGAGAACUACAUUUUCCCUGUUAAUUUCAUUUGCAGCUGUGUGAUUGGUCAGAGCACAGGGUGUUGUUUUGGCACUAAAAAACCAAAAGGGCUAAAGUCUAAAGUGCGCACUUGCUUGGGAGUAGUGCCUGAAGGCUGUCAUUGGCCAGCUCCACCAGCCAAUCAGCGCAGAUUAUCCAACCACUGACAGUUAGUCUGUGUGAAAUCAGCUUGCCUCGUGCCCAUUCGCUGGCAUGGCGCCUCUGGUGACUCUCAGGGUGUGACGUUACAGGCAGUAUUUACAGUAGAUAGUCGGUUAUGUUGGUGACGUGAAGCUGCAGUGUUCACACUUGAUUUCUGACUGUUUAUGGAGAAUAACUUGAAUUAGUUUUUACUUUAAUCAUCUUCAUUGUUUGGUAUUCAGUAGGUAAUAGUGGUACACUUUAAUUGGUCACACCUGGCCAAUUAAUCACCUGCUUUCCUGUGGGUGUAAUGAUAUUGCUGGUUAAACAACGGCCAUAAAGGCCUUAAACAGGCUGACUGGAGACUCCGGUCCCCCGCCGGAUGCUGCCUGCAGAGACUGCGCCCUUCUCCUCCUUCCUGACGGAUGGUUUCGGUCGCAGACACAGCUACCUGCGGAUCUCGCUGACGGAGAGGUGUAACCUGAGGUGUCAGUACUGCAUGCCUGAGGAGGGGGUGACGUUAACUCCCCGGGCACAGCUGCUGAACACACAGGAGGUGCUCAAGCUGGCCCGCCUCUUUGUCCACGAGGGGGUGGAGAAGAUCCGGCUGACGGGGGGGGAGCCCCUCAUCCGGCCUGACAUCCUGGACGUCAUUGCCGAGCUCCGGAAGCUGGAGGGUCUGAAGAGCAUCGGCGUUACGACCAACGGCCUGAACCUGACGAGGCUGCUGCCCGGGCUGAAGCGGGUGGGCCUGGGUCUGCUCAACGUCAGCCUGGACUCGCUGGUGCCAGCCAAGUUCGAGUUCAUCGUGAGACGUAAAGGAUUCCACAAGGUGAUGGAAGGCAUCCACAAGGCCAUUGAGAUGGGAUACAACCCCCUCAAGGUAAACUGCGUGGUGAUCCGAGGCCUCAAUGAAGACGAACUGGUGGACUUCGUGGCCUGGACGGAAAAGAAUCCCCUGGAGGUUCGCUUCAUCGAGUACAUGCCGUUUGACGGCAACAAGUGGAACUUCAAGAAGAUGGUGAGCUGUCAGGAGAUGCUGGAUGGGAUCCGGCAGAAGUGGCCUGACCUGGAGCCACUGCCUGGAGGACAGGCGGACACGGCCAAGAUCUUCAGGGUUCCUGGCUUCCAGGGCCGGGUGGGCUUCAUCACCUCCAUGUCCGACCACUUCUGUGGCUCCUGCAACCGGCUGCGGCUGACGGCUGACGGUAACCUCAAGGUGUGCCUCUUCGGAAACGCGGAGGUAUCCCUCAGGGACUAUCUGCGAUCCGGAGCUACUGAUGAGGAGCUGCUGGAGAUCAUCGGAGCUGCUGUGGGCAGGAAGAAGAAGCAUCACGCAGGAAUGUUCAGCAUCUCCCAGAUGAGGAACCGGCCCAUGGUCCUGAUUGGUACUGCUUCAUCAGGUCCUCCUUCCUCCUCGCCCUCCACCCCCCCGCUGCAGUUUCUGAACCCGCUCCUUCAGCUCCUAAAUGCAGUAUCCCCCAAGCCAACUCCCUCCCUGAGACUGUACCACUCCCUCUGUGGGGGUCACUCUGACAGCAACACCACAUGGUGCCUUUUUAAUAGCACAGCCUCUGGUGACCCGGGUUCCGUCAUAGACAGGGGCAGCCCCCGGUGGAACCGCGCGUCGUCACAGCACUGGAUCACUGGGACGUUUAAGGGAGCGACCCUCCCUGCAUUAAGCUCCCGCAGAGGAUUGUGGGAUUGUGACAAUUUGACAGCCGGUUUACAGGCAUCGAGAGCCAAACUCGCAAGGCAGCAGUGGCAUGACAACGUUCUGGGGGCGGCUCACUUUGGACUGGGCAGUCCCUUCAUCAACAGCCAGCUGGGGAAUGGCGAAGACGGACCCCCGCUUAAAAGCACUCCGAGUGGCAAGCAUGGACAGUCCUCCAGGAUCCCUGCCGAGACCGACUCCCUGUCAACACCACUAGCCAGUCAGCUGACGCACAUAGACGCCCAGGGCCGUGCCCGUAUGGUGGAUGUGGGUGCAAAGCCCGUCACCCUCAGGACGGCAACUGCCGGGGCUGUGGUGCACCUGACGCCCAAGGCCUUUAGCCUGGUGAAGGAGAACCAGCUGGCCAAGGGCGACGCCCUGACUGUAGCACAAGUCGCCGGCAUAAUGGCCGCCAAGCAGACCAGCACCCUCAUCCCGCUCUGCCACCCGCUGCCACUGGACCGGGUGAAUGUCACCUUGGAGCUGGUGGAAGCAGAAUGCACGGCUGUCGUCACGGCGACCUGCCAGACCACCGGCCGCACCGGGGUGGAGAUGGAGGCGCUCACGGCCGCCUCCGUCGCUGCCCUCACGCUCUAUGACAUGUGCAAGGCAGUUAGCCGUGACAUCACUAUCACGGAUAUCAAACUGUUGAGUAAGAAGGGGGGCCAAAGAGGCGACUACCAGCACAAAUGCCUGGGCAGGAAAAGCCCCCCCCACAACCCCAAAGACCCAGCACUGGAAACGGACGACAAAUGAAUUAAAAAUGUUUUAGUGGGAUGUUUAUUGCAGUCAUCUCUAAAAUGGAGAUUAAUUGCAACUCUCCCAAGCUGAAUGCGAGUGAAGAGGAUUCUGGGAAAUUGUGUAUUUGUGUCUGAGCUUAAACACAAUAGGUCGGGCCACCCGGUAUUGUUCUCCCUCAGCCGUCCAAUCGCAGGCUGGCUGUCCCAGCAUGUCACUGUAUAAAGCCAGGGCUUUGUGUCCACCCUGCGCUGAAGAUCCUCUUAAGAUUAAGUGCUACAGUAGGAUUUGUGAGCCUGACCCCUGGUGUCUCUGCACUGCUGCCCCAGUGGUUAAAUAGAGGUACUGCAGCUUAUCUGAAGAAUGUUUCUUGUGUUGCAUCUAGCUGAAGGCACAGCAGGGAAUGUAGGGCUGCCUCUGCUGAAGCCUAGCCAAUAGGAAUGGGGAAAAUCAACCACGCACAAAUGUCUCUCUAAGCAAUACCUUUUUCUAACAAACACUGUGCUCGUACUAUUUUGGGUUCGGAUGCUGGCCGAUUGGUCGUGACAUCGCAGAUCGUUUUGGUCAAUUUUGGCUGCUUAAACCUCUCAGAACAAACCUGAUUGAAGGAGUGUGAAAAAGAACAUCGACCGCAGUAGUGGCCAAAUGUGAAAAAGCCUGAAAAGACCCCCCCCCCCCCCCCCCCCCCCCCCCUGCCACCCAAAUGACAUAAAUACCUUUUCUAUACUGAAGCCACGUGAUGAAUGAUUUGCAAACUCCCUUUGGUUCAAAUGAUGGGCUCUAGCACUUUGUUCUAAGCAUCUCGAAGUUCUAAGGUUGUUUUAUUUCCAGAAUUUAACCCAGGGGAAGUGACCAAGGGGCAAUGCUGAUUGCUGCUGCCUGCUGUGUGUGGCCAACGAGACACUUCCUCUGGGUUCAAUCUUAAGGUGCCCUUAAACCAGUGGGAUGAAGUGACGAUGCAGUGCUUUACCACCCCUCUGGCGAUUUGUCAAGCCAAAGCGGGUUUGUGAAAUGUGACAAUCCUAUUUUUAAUGUUGUUUGUGAGUCACAUUUAUGGUUGCAUACAAAUAAUGUAGUCAAAUCUUAUUUCUUUUGUGUGUUGUGUGAUAUGCCUUUUUGGAAAAUAAUCCAGGAAUGUCUAGUUAAGAGUAAAUCUUAAAUCUAGAUAACAUGUAUUGCCCAAGUUCUAAUAUAUGCUAAGAGUCUUAAAAUGUAUGUUUGAUAAUUCAAAAGCUUCAUUUUUCUAUGACAAGGACACUGACACUAUUUUUAAUGCCGUGAAAUCCUGUGCAUCCCGGCUGUUUAUGACUCUGCAUUAUUCUGCUCUGGUUAUUGAUUUUGGACUUUUAUGUUUGAAUAUUUUUCUUUAGCUUAUCUCUACCUGCAAUGUUAAAUCAGGAUUCAGGUGUCAUUUCCACCCCUGCUCUGUGUGCGUGGGGUCGGCGUGUCGUCCCUGGGUUGCGCGGGUCCCCCUGCCCCGUCUGCACAAGGUCGGCAUGUUGUCCCUGGGUUGCGCGGGUCCCCCUGCCCCGUGUGCGCAAGAGGUGCCCAUUUUGCCUGGGAUAGACUUGGUUCCAUGGCACCUUCUACUGGGUAAGUAGUUGGAAGAUUACUGGGCAAUUAAAAACCUGGCCAGACAUUUUUGUUAGCUGAAGUGCUUAAAUUUGAACAGAGGUUCAGCUGGAGUUUUGGCUCUGGGACCCCCCCCAUGGCGCCUGUGCAUGCCCGUCUCUCUGCCCUUUACCCUCAGGCUUGAAUGCUCCCGGCUGGCUGAUGGCUGUCUGCUGGCACUAGGUCUGGAGUUCUGUCACAGAUGGCAGUUUUAUCUACCUCUGUGUUUUAAGGUAUCUUGCGUAUUGAUAUAAGAAUGCAUUUGCUUUCACUAAUAAAAGCACUAACUUGA